UUGGUCAAUGUACAUGUACACAUAGAAAUAUAUUUAAAGAUAAUAUUUAAAAAAUACUGUCGAAUAAGUUAUAUUUUCGCAGUAACAAAAUUUCAAGUUAACCAUAAUCAUUCGAUUCGAUAUGAAAAAUUACAAUAAUGCAUUCGUUUCAGUUAAAUUAUAGUGAUUGAGAAUCAAACCUCAUUGUGAUAUCUGCCAUACUGAAAUCGUAUGCUUGGAUUUCUUAGAAUAUGUUUCGCAUAAAAAUCAAGUCUAAAGAAUAUUAAUGUAUCAAAUGGUUUAUAUUCAUAAAUAAGUUAUGCAUUUCUCAAAAAAUGUUUAAACAACAAAAUCUGGCUUGAUUUCCUAGACCACGUUUAAUCAAUUAAAUCUAUCAUACGUACUAGUGAAUCUUUCGUUUUUAACCCUACACACUGCGUAAAUUCAACUCGCAUUUAAAGAAUUAGAUAAAAUUCAUGGAGUAAGAGAAUUAAACGGAUCCAAUAUCACAGAACAAAAGAGUUCAUACUACAUGUGGAUAUAUUUUGUACUAACAAUUUACAAUAAUGAUGUUAACACCGUCAGCAAUACCUUCCACUUCAUUAAGUGGUUCGAGGGUACCAAGUCCUAUCAGUGAUACAUUCGAUGAUAAUCCGAACAGAUUAACAACAUACUUACACCAGCUUGCUGGAUGCUAUGAAAUGGAAGUUGAUAUGAUCACAAGGGAUCAUUGUUAUGCCAGACCAUGGAAUUGGAAACCAGAAAAUAUAUACGUGAAACCAAUAAAAAAAUUAUUUUUUCCUAAAAAAAAUUCAUCAACGGAGAAACCUGUUCAGGACGAAGAAAUUGACAUUGAAGAAGAUUGUAAUGAAUUAUUGGUACCACCAGUUGAUUUAACAAGAUGUAAACAUCAAAUGGAUGAACUUCAAAGCUUAGCAAAUUUUGCUAGGCCAGAUGAGAAUGCAGAUUGGGAAGAAAGUCUUGAUAAAAUUUCAUGGACACCUGUUCAAAACAGAAUAUUCACCAAAGUUCUUAAAAUAUUAAAUUCAGAGAGGCUUGCAAGGUUAGCCAAAUCAGCUAAUGCCAUAGAACCAAUAUUUCGACGGACAUCAGUUGAUACAGCUGCAAGGAGGUUUCGAGAAACAUUAGCUUCUGCAGGUUGGGACUGGAGGCUUGCUCAAUGGUUGCAUAGUUUAUUGUUCGAUCAUCUUCCUCAAGAGUACCUCGGAAUUUAUUUGGAUAUAUUGCAAACUUUAAGACUGAAAAUUCCUCAACUUAUUGAUAAGAUGAUUGCCGUGCAACCAAAUAUUACUGCAAAAACAGGUUCUAUAACAUGGGAAACUCUUGGAUCGCUUCUAAAGAGAUCAUGGGAUCCGAUUACUCCAAGUUUAAAUGGCAAUAGACUUAGAAAAUUACCGGGAAAUCCAAUACUAAUAAUAACACCUUCUGGAGUUGGCUCUAACAUGUCGUCAAGACAACACAAGUGGAUGUCACAAUUAGGAGCUUUAGGAAUGGUUGUUACUGUACAUACGCAUGUAGGUUUAGCAGCUAAUAGAAUGACUAUGAUGGUGUGUAUCGAUCAAUUAGUUCAAGCCACCAGAACGAAAAUACAAGAUAUCAGAAGCGAUUGUCCCGGUCGACCAAUAAUACUAGUUGGUUUUAAUGCUGGUGCCGCUCUUGCGUGUCAGGUAGCACAAAUGGAACAUGUAACUGCAGUUAUUUGUCUCGGAUUUCCCUUUUCUACGGUCGAGGGAAAGAGAGGUACACCUGAUGAUGCAUUGAUGGACAUUCGUUGUCCAGUUAUGUUUAUCAUCGGGCAAAAUGCUACGCUUGUAAGGCCCGACGAUUUAGAAGAUCUCAGAGAAAAGAUGCUGGUUGAAACAAGUUUGGUGGUAGUUGGAACUGCGGACGAUCACUUAAGGAUAUCCAACACGAAGAAAAUAUCAGAGGGUAUCACACAGAGCAUGGUCGACAGAUGUAUUCUGGACGAGAUCGGGGAUUUUGUAGGCAGCAUUCUUUUACAACCGCAACCGUUACCUUUGAGAUCAACGUUAUUGUCAAAUUUUGACAGUAAGAACAACAGGAAAGAACCGCGGAAACGAAGGAACUCGACGAGCAGUUCUGUAGAAAGCGAACCAAAUUCUCCAACUGUAAAAAAGUCCCGACCAAACACACCUAUUUCUUCAGGAGUAUCCGUUGGACAGAACACUUCAUCGGCGACAGUUUCUAAAGUAGGGUCGUUCAACGCACAGUCAAACCUAGUAACGCCAAGUGUGGCGCAUACAAGCCAUACGCAUACUGUGAAACGCAAGCCUCGUGUAAUUAAUAAUCAAAAAGCGCACUUCGUAGAACAUUUAAUAACGUCUAGGCUUUCUGGUCAGCAGAAUUCGAAUUCGGACAAUGGUGGUAUAACAUUGAACAUUGGUUCGUUGGCAAGUUUAGCACCUAUUGGUCCCAUACGUUUAGCUCCAGCAUCAACUAGUCAAAGCAUGUCUUCUGCAGUUAAAAAUAGUACUAAAUCCUCAGUUUCCUCAACUAAAGUGCCUAAGAUUGUACCGACAAACGUUCAACUGCAAAAUGUCUCAAAGAUGAAAGCAAUAGUGUCAUCGGGUAAAGGAUUUUCUAAAGUAAUAUCAAAUAACUACAGGCACCUUAAUAUGCCUGAUAAAAAUGGAGAUGCGAAAUUGGUCAAUGUGUUAACAACAUCAGGAAAUCAAAUUAGAGUUGCUACUCCAAAUACUGCAGUAAUACACAGUAAAUCCGGAGUUGGAACAUCGAACGGAAAUUUACCAAACAUGUUACAAAAUGGCAAAACCUCUCUCACACUUGCCACUGGUUCAUCUACACGCGUACCAGCAGCAUCUAGUAUUUUAUUGACCCCAAACAGUUCUACGGCAAAUAGUGUAGCACCAACUUCAUCCACAAUAUCAAAAGUGAUGGACGACAUGGCAACGACCAGUAACUCUUCACAUGCGAUGCUCAGUUCUACUCAUUCAUUGGAUACGUUCAAGAUGUCACAAUUACCUCGACAAGUAACAACCUGUAACAACAACGAUAACUCUCAUAAUACAUCAUGUGGGAAUAUAAUUAUGGUUGAAAGUUCUCUUAAUGCUAAACCUACUUGUUCGUCAGUGAUAGUGCCAUUGAAUAAUCAUAGUUCAGGAACUAUUUUGCCACUAUCUAACAAAUUAAAAGCUACACAACGAUCUACAAAAACAAUGCCAAAAAUCACAGUGAACACAUCCAAUUUACAAAGAAUUCACAAAGCGAAACCUCAGGCUAUACAAAAGAAUUGCCUCUCAAAUGAUAUCGAUGACGAUUUAGGUAAUAUAUUGGACAUACCAAUCAUAUUUGCGAAAGAUGAUGACAAUUUAAAUUCCAUUGAAAAAAAUUCGUCUUUGUCGCAAGCAUCUGUACCCAUAGAUGUCCAUGAGAAAGGUACAUCCAAAUUAAACAGUAAUACUAAAGUCGUUCUCAUAAGUAACAAGCAAGAUAAACUGCAACAGGCAACUAACAAAUUUCUUGCACCCUCCACUCAGACUAUUAUAUGUCCUAAUGUAGGUGUUCAAAAUCUAAAUCACGUUAUAUUACAAACGCGACCUCAAAAUCCUACAAUAUCUAAAACUAAAACUACAAUCCCCAUACAGACACGUACAAACCAACCCACUAUCAAAUACACUAAAAUAAUACUUGCUAAAAGAAAUUCACAGCCACCUCAUCAAAAUGAUAAAAAUGAACAGGUAAUUGUUACAAAGACAAUUGACAAGAUUAAUGCACCUAAACUUUUGAGCCUUGAUAAAACUGCACAAAUCACAUCAAAGAAAUUAAUCAGAAGCGAAGAGAAGUUUAUAGAUGAAACAUUAGAAAUAGAGGAUGCAAUAAAAAUGAAUAUCAUAGAACGUAAAUAUAUACCUGUACAGAAAAUUGACUUAUCAUCACCAACAAAAUAUGAUAAUGUAAAACAAACUUCGUGUGAAACAAAGAUAGAUGAAGAGACUUAUUCAGAGAACACUAAAAUUGUUGAUGGAUUAUCAAAAUGUAAAAUGCCUAAUCCCAUAUAAGGGAAUAGGAUGAUUAUGUAAAUGACACUGGUUAAACAGCUUUAAUAGUAAUUAAUUAUAUAUUGUUCCUCAUUAUAGUGUAAGAGUAAUGAAAAUGCAAUGCUACUUUGUACAAAAGGAGUGACAUGUAUAGAUCUGUUCUGUGAGUUUUCACAGAUACUAUAUAGAAUGCAUUUCACAGAAACAAAAUUAUUAGUCAGUAAUUAGUUAUCUUUGCAAAGAAAUAUCAUACGGAAUAUUUUGUUAUGUCAAUAUUGAGAUACUACAUUUUUUUAUAGUAUACACUUCACAGAAAGUUGCAAGCGAUUUUCGUUCUUUUUUCUUCGAAUGAAAUUUAAAAUGAAUAUAUGUAGACUGAUAAUCUUCGAAUAAGAAUUAAAGCUUUUAGUUGAGUACAAGUUAUUUAUUACAAACUUAUCUUAUUAAGUUGCUGAAGUUUUAGAAGGCGAGUAAGGAAGUAUCAUUCAACAUGUGUUCAAUUAUCUUAAUUCAAUCUCGUAUUCUACUGAUUGUGAUAAGAAAAAAUAUGUACAUUGUAAAUACAUGGCAAUGAUUUAUGAAUAUGCGAAACGUAAUUAUUGUUGCACACUCGUUUCAUUGACAAAUUUUCUAGUUGUGAUAAAAUUAUGCUCUUUAAUUUAUUUACUUUGGAGUAGAUUGUGUACAAGGCAUCGAGGACUGUAAUAAUUAUUUACAACAAAGUAUGUGAAGUUUAAAUGAAUACACUACUCAUUUCUUUCUUGUAAUUUGCGUUACAUGUAAUGUUAACUGCUAUACUCAUUAUAAAAAUCUACGUAUCCAUCUGCAAAUAAUUCGAUGUUAUUUAUACUAUUAACAUAAUCCCUGAAUUUGUUAUUAACGAAGUGAUGCGUUAUUAUCUUCUUGGUAGUUGUCUUUUUGGGAGCUGGUACAGCUGGUUUGAAUACGACACCAGUAGGAUCAUAUUCGCUGUACAGUUCUUCCGGUGUUCUAUAAUAAAUUAAACAACUUGCAUUGCGUGUUGAAAUAUGCCACUUAAUAUAAACCAAAUAUCUCACUUACAAUUUUGCAAUUUCAACGGGCAAACUACCUUCUCCGGUUGGUGGUACACUCCAAGCUAUGUUUUUUGCUAUUUUUUGUACAGCACUAUGAUAAUGCCGCUAGCGUUAAAACAAUAAAAACAUAAGUAUUCGGUAGAAUUUAUGAUGAUAAUUAAUAAUAUUUAAUAAUUUAUAUAGAGACAUACUUGCAAAGCUGCAAGUUCCCAUAAUGCGGUACAAUGCGCAUUACAACAUUCAGGUUCUUCUAAUUCUGGCUGAUAGAAGCCAUCUCCGGUACUGCAAUCUGUAUCCAGUAAAACGUUUGCUGUUUUUCCAAGUUGCAUACUUUGUUUCACUACACCGAGAAUACUGAGUGCUGUAUUAUGCUGAGAUUGUAAAGUCAUAACAGCCAUUCUUUUGAGAAAUGCUAUCAAACGAUUUGGCGUAAUUCUUUUUCUUCUGUGAAUUAGAACUUGUACUAAAAUUUUAAUGAGAAUCUCGGACUCUGGGUGAGUCUUGCCACAGUGGAUACUUAUUAAAUUUUUAUAUAGAUGCACAUAAAACCUGCAGAAUAAAAUUGUACAUUGACUUUUCUUGAUUAAAACAUAAAUCGCUUUUUUCAACACACACACACACACACACCUGUAAGGAUCAAUGUUUAAUGAUAACCCUUGACCUGAUAAUAUCGUGAAUACACAUUGAAUGCAAUGCAAUUGAUCUCUUAGUCUCAAAUUUCCUUCAUCCAUCAACUUAUCUAUGGCAGUUACCAAAUCCUGAUAAAAGUCUAAAUUUAUGCAAUGUGCAAACCUAUAAUUAUUAUAUAGAGUUAAAUAUCGUAUGAUACAAUAUCGUGUGUGAUUAAAUAUUAAUAAAAAUUACUAUACUUUGCAAGGCCUUCCAAACAGACAGAUAAAAUUUUGCUAUUUGGAGCUUGUUUCAAAAUUCUAAAGUACAUAGUGAACACUAUGCUGGUGAUUUCAGUGAGAAGCUUCUGUUUAGAUUGUUUGUUCUCUUCUGCUUUGGUUUCAAGUAAUUCUUUUUCUACUUGCUCGAGUUUUUUAUUCUUCUUUCUUUCUCGUUUACUUAAAGCCAAAAUUCUUUGCUUGUGAGACAUGAGUUUCUUUUGUUUGCUUUCCUCUUCUUUCUCUUUAUCCAAAUUUAUAUCUUUUAUACGAAGACAUAAAAGUACAGACAUAACUUCAGAAUGAACAGAAUGAGCUUUUGCUUUUACAUACUGAUUCAGUCUACGUACUAUCUAAAAAUUGGAAUGAUAUAAGUAAUUCUUUGAGAUAGUAAUUCAUGCAAGAUAUAAUACCAGUGUAAAUUUCUUACUGUAAGGGAUAAUUCAGCUCGUUUAUCUUCUUUGAAUAUUUGGGAAAUGCAUUUGGCC
Molecule: messenger RNA, 6449 nt
Organism: Nomia melanderi (Alkali bee)
Lineage: Eukaryota; Metazoa; Arthropoda; Insecta; Hymenoptera; Halictidae
Gene: Rcd1
Product: Reduction in Cnn dots 1
Biological process (GO): positive regulation of transcription by RNA polymerase II
Cellular component (GO): NSL complex
Source: RefSeq, a predicted model, not a curated record